AUGUUGGGAAGUGCAAAGCUCAUACCGGUUCUAGCGCUCGCAGCAGCUGCGGAGAGGUCUACUCCACAGGCCGUUGAUUAUACCCAAUAUGUUAAUGUCUUCUUGGGAACAGAGGGUGGUGGAAAUGACUUCCCAGGUGUUGCUCGGCCAUUCGGAAUGGUGAAGUUGGGACCCGACCUCCUAAACUCCGGCACUGAUUCCUACUCGGGAUAUCUCUCCAACGGCGCCUUCUCUGGAUUCACCAUGAUGCAUGAGCAAGGAACUGGUGGUGCUCCCAAAUACGGAACAGUUCCUCAAUUGCCCCUGGUUGGAAACAUCACCAACCCUCUCUCCAGCAUAACAGUUCCAAGAGGGGCCCCUGAUCAAGGCUCCGUCGGUUACUACAGAGCCCAAACCGGUCAGAAUGUCAUUGUGGAGUUGGCUGCUGCUUCACGUGCCGGAAUGUACCAAUACACUUUUCCGGCAGGGAGCACUGAAAACAACAUUCUGGUUGAUAUGAGCCACGUGCUACCUUCUUUCAGAGGGCAGGGGCUUGGUCAAGGGUAUGCUGGAGGAGAAUUCACCAUCUAUCCUGACGGUCACUACGAAGCUUCAGGGAUCUAUAACAACGGGUGGAACAGAUCGCCAGACUGGACCAUAUACUCCUGUGGAUACUUCAACGUUACAGCUGAAACGGCCAAUGCGUACACUGGAACCUCUUCCGGAGGAAGCGUAGUCCAACCAAGCGGAUCGGCCAGCUCAAAUAGCUCAAAUACUUAUGUAGGCGGUCUUUUUACCUUCAGCGAGAACAUCGUUUCUUCCCGAGUUGGUAUUUCGUGGAUCUCAUACGAGAAAGCUUGUCAAAAUCUCAACAAUGAGAUUCCAGAAGGAACCGAGUUUUCCACAGUGGUUGAAGGCACCAAGGAGGCGUGGAACUCGCAAGUACUUUCCACCAUUCAAACCACCACGACCAACGCAACGAACCUCGAAUUGCUCUACAGUUCAUUGUACUUCAUGAAUCUGCUGCCCACCAAUCAGACUGGUGAGAACCCAGGCUGGAACUCCACCGAACCAUACUACUCCGAUAUCUUCACCUUGUGGGAUCUCUUCCGCUGCUCGACCGCUCUCCUGCACGUUUUGCAACCAACCGUGUACGAGGAACACAUCCGGUCCAUGAUCGACAUCUGGCGGUUUGAAGGUUACCUCCCGGACGCGCGGUCUUCUAACUACAACGGCAGAACGCAAGGGGGAUCGAAUGCCGACAACGUCUUAGCUGAUGCCUUUGUCAAAGGUGUCCGGGGUCGCAUUAACUGGAAUGAUGGGUACGCUGCGAUGGUCAAGGAUGCAGAGGUCCCUCCCAACAACACCGUCCCUCCGGACCCAAUGGCACCAGACUCGUCGACGAAGGAGGGCCGAGGAGCUCUUCCAGACUGGCUUCAGUACGGAUUCAUUACCCCAAAAUACAGCCGCGCAGCGUCACGUGCCGUUGAUUAUGCCUACAACGAUUUCGGUCUGUACCAGGUCGCAAAAGGGCUCGGGAGAUGGGACGAUGCUAGCAAGUACCUUAACCGUUCGCGAAAUUGGCGCAACCACUGGAACCCGGAUCUCGAGUCAAUCGGCUACAAGGGCUUUAUUGUCCCCAGGGAUGUAUCUGGAUUCAUCAACACUGAUCCACUGAACGAUUCCGGCUACUGGGGUGACCCAUACUACGAGGCCAGUUCAUGGGACUACUCCUGGGGUGAUAUCCAUGACAUGGGGACGCUUGUUCAAUGGAUGGGUGGCCCGGAGACCUUCUUGUCAAGAUUGGACACCAUGUUCACAGUUGGUGCAAACCCAGGCAAUCCGAAUGGCAUCAUCUUUGAUUCCACAAACGAGCCAACUUUCAAUGUUCCUUACCUCUACAACUUCAUCAACCGACAGGACCGCUCCGUCUUACAAUCUCGCAAGGUCGCGAAGCAAUACUACAACACCCGUGUUAAUGGCCUUCCCGGCAACAGUGAUGCCGGAGCAAUGCAGACCUGGCUCCUGUGGAACAUGAUCGGUCUGUACCCCGUCACCGGCCAGACCACCUUCCUGAUCCACUCCCCUUGGUACGAGUCCCUAACCAUCAACCUCGGCGGAAAUAAGAAGCUGGUCAUCACCAGCACCGGCGGUGACGGCAAUGGUGACUCCAACAUCUAUGUGCAGAGCCUGAAGGUCAAUGGCCGGCCCUGGAAGCAGAACUGGCUCACCUAUGACGAUGUCUUUGCCCACGGCGGCACCAUGGAGUUCGUCCUCGGCCCCAACCCCGUCCAGUGGGCCACCGGUCCUCUCCCACCCAGCCCUGCCACCGAGCCUUGCGUAUGA
This is a messenger RNA of Amorphotheca resinae ATCC 22711, 2325 nucleotides long. Its product is annotated as glycoside hydrolase family 92 protein. Gene Ontology annotation, biological process: protein quality control for misfolded or incompletely synthesized proteins; glycoprotein catabolic process; protein deglycosylation. The transcript is spliced from 4 exons. Gene Ontology annotation, molecular function: carbohydrate binding; peptide-N4-(N-acetyl-beta-glucosaminyl)asparagine amidase activity. Gene Ontology annotation, cellular component: nucleus; cytosol. Lineage: Eukaryota; Fungi; Ascomycota; Leotiomycetes; Helotiales; Amorphothecaceae. The record is from RefSeq and is a predicted model, not a curated record. Bases 1 to 2325 code for a protein of 774 amino acids.